Cicer arietinum (chickpea) is the source of this 2202-nucleotide messenger RNA. Its product is annotated as putative pentatricopeptide repeat-containing protein At3g05240. Gene Ontology annotation, biological process: RNA modification. Gene Ontology annotation, molecular function: RNA binding; protein binding. The record is from RefSeq and is a predicted model, not a curated record. NCBI's taxonomy places the organism in Eukaryota, Viridiplantae, Streptophyta, Magnoliopsida, Fabales, Fabaceae.
AGGCAGUAGUGUUCUAUAAUCUAUAUUUACAUACUAGUCUUGAGAAAGAAAUUCCAAUAAGUUUGAUAUAUGAUGUAUAACUAUUUACCACUAAUUGGUUCAAUUCCAUUCCUAGACAGAAAUGAUACGACAUACUAAUCUCAUUCCUUCUGAAUAAAUCAAUCAAACACUCAAUUUCUUCCAAUCAUGACAAUCUUAACCAAACAAUUACAUACUAAAUGUUGUCCAAAAUUCAAAAACACCUUCAUCAGACCCAUAACAACACCAACAUGCACACAAAUUCCCUCUUUCAACAAUACCACCGACUAUAUCUACUUUAACAAUCGCCAAAUCAACGCUUUCAUAAAAUCGAAGGACACAAAAUCAGCACUUGAAGUGUUCCACAACAUGCAUAUGCGUGACACUGUAACCUAUAACUUGAUCAUUUCAUCCUCUUGUUUGCCACCCAAGAAAGCUUUUCAUCUCUAUUCCCAAAUGGGUUUGUAUGGAAUAAAAGAAACGUCAACUACGUUUGCUUCUGUUGUAUCUCUUUGUACAAAUUCUGGGUUUUGUAGAGAAGGUUCUCAGGUUCAUUGCAGGGUUGUAAAGUUUGGAUUUUUAUGGAAUGUGUUUGUUGGUGGGGCACUUGUUGGGUUCUAUAUGAAUUUUGGUCUAAAAGGGGUUGCACUGAAACUGUUUGAUGAGUUGCCUGAGAGAAAUUUGAGUGUUUGGAAUGUGAUGUUUCGUGGGUUUUGUGAAAUGGGUUGUGUGGUUGAAGAGUUGCUUGGGUUUUACUCUAGGAUGUGUUUUGAAGGUGUGGUGCCAAAUGGAGUUACUUUUUGUUAUUUGCUUAGAGGGUGUAGUGUUCAAAGAAGGUUUCAUGAAGGGAAGAUGCUUCAAGGGUUUGUUUUGAAGGUGGGUCUGGUGGAAUCUAAUGUUUUUGUUGUUAAUGCUUUGGUCGAUUUUUACUCUGCAUGUGGGUGUUUUGUUGGUGCUAGGAAGUGUUUUGAAGAGAUACAAGUUGAGGAUGUUAUUUCAUGGAACUCUUUGGUUUCUGUUUAUGCAGACAAUGAUUUGGUAGUUGAUGCUUUGGAGUUUUUUAAUGUUAUGCAAAUGUGGGGACAUAGGCCGUCGGUUCAUACGUUCGUCAGUUUCUUGAAUUUGUGUAGUAGGACUAAGGAUAUUGGUUUGGGGAAGCAGAUUCAUUCUUGUGUUAUGAAAUUGGGUUUUGAUGAAAUGAGUGUGCAUGUUCAGUCUGCUUUGAUUGAUAUGUAUGGAAAAUGUUGGGAUAUUGAGAGUUCUGUGGCUGUAUUUGAGUGUCUUCCAAAGAGAACUUUGGAGUGUUGCAAUUCAUUGAUGACCUCUUUGUCUCAUUGUGGUGGAAUUGAAGAUGUGGUGGAAUUGUUUGGUUUAAUGGUUGAUGAAGGUCUUAUGCCGGAUGAAGUAACCCUUUCGACCACAUUGAAGGCAUCAGUGUCUGCUUCGGCAAGCUUCACUAGCUCUCAGUUACUGCAUUGUUUUGCGUUGAAAUCCGGUGUUGAAGGAGACUCUGCGGUUGCGUGUUCCCUUAUGGAUGCAUAUUCAAGAUGCGGUCAUGUGGAACUUUCUCGUCGGAUUUUUGAGAACAUUCCAACUCCAAAUGCUUUUUGCUUCACUUCUAUGAUCAAUGGUUACGCCUGGAACGGAAUGGGGAAAGAAGGACUUUCGAUUCUUCAUGCUAUGAUUGAGAAAGGCAUAAAACCGGACAAAGUUACCUUCUUAUGCGUGUUAACGGGGUGUAGUCAUACAGGACUAGUUGAGGAAGGAAGAAUAGUCUUUAACUCGAUGAUAUCUUUUCAUAAGAUUCACCCAGAUCGGCGACAUUUUUCAUGUAUGGUGGAUCUUUUAUGCCGUGCAGGACUUCUACACGAAGCCGAAGAGUUUCUGCUAAAUGCACAGGGAAAAGGAGACUGUUUUAUGUGGAGCUCUUUGCUCCAAAGUUGCAGGAUUCACAAGAAUGAAGAAAUUGGAACAAGAGCAGCACAAGUUUUAGUCGAGCUAGAUCCAGAUGAUCCUGCAGUGUGGUUGCAAGCUUCAAACUUUUACGCCGAGAUAGGAAAAUUUGAUGCCGCAAUGCAAAUAAGAGACGUUGCUCUAGCAAGGAAGAUGUCAAGAGAGAUUGGUUGUAGUUUAAUUGAGAUAAGAAAGUGACACAAGAAAAUAAAGAGUUCCUGAAUUGAUAAA